Molecule: messenger RNA, 1113 nt
Organism: Amaranthus tricolor (Joseph's coat)
Lineage: Eukaryota; Viridiplantae; Streptophyta; Magnoliopsida; Caryophyllales; Amaranthaceae
Product: protein MITOFERRINLIKE 1, chloroplastic-like
Exons: 2
Coding region: 1-1113 (370 amino acids)
Cellular component (GO): mitochondrial inner membrane
Molecular function (GO): S-adenosyl-L-methionine transmembrane transporter activity
Source: RefSeq, a predicted model, not a curated record
AUGGAAACUUCAACUACAAUAUCUCUUAAUUCAACCUCUAAUCACCAUUUUAAAACCCUUUUUGGUCAUCUAAACUCCAUUUUAAUCUCCCCUAAAACCCCAAAAUCCGCCAUUAAUGGUGUUUCAUUCUCUCCUUUUCUCAGUACCUCCAUUUCCAUGGAGCUCAAACUCCAAAAACCCACCAUUAAACAUACCAACAAUCUCUCGGUCUUUGAUCGCGCCUUAAUUGGAGCGUGUGCAGGAGGAUCAGCAGGAGCUUUUACAUACUUCUGUCUUCAUCCAUUAGACACCAUUAAAACAAAGCUUCAAAUGAAAGGAGCUAGUCAAAUUUACAAAAAUACCCUUGACGCCAUUGUUAAGACCUUUCAAGAUAAAGGGAUUAUUUCUGGGUUUUACAGUGGAAUAUCAGCUGUAAUCGUUGGAUCAACAAUCUCUUCUGCUUUAUUAUUUGGAACUUGUGAAUUCGGAAAAUCAUUUCUCUCAAAGUUUGAGGAUUUUCCAUCUGUAUUAAUCCCUCCUACAGUUGGUGUAAUGGGAAAUAUUGUUUCUUCUGCAAUCAUGGUGCCUAAAGAAUUAAUCACACAAAGAAUGCAAGCGGGUGCAAAAGGAAAAGCAUGGGAAAUUAUACUGAAAAUUAUAGAGAAAGAUGGAAUAAUAGGGUUGUAUACAGGUUAUUCAGCUACACUAAUGAGAAAUUUACCAAAUGGGGUAUUAAGUUAUUCAUCAUUUGAAUGGCUAAAAACAGGAGUUUUAAAGAAGGGAAAGAAGAAGAAAUUGAGUGCAUUAGAGAGUGUUUAUUGUGGAGCUUUAGCCGGGGCGAUUUCGGCCUCAUUAACAACGCCAUUAGAUGUGGUUAAGACAAGGUUAAUGACUCAAAUUCAUGGUGUUGGUGUUAGUAAUAAGGUUGGGGAAACUGUUAAGCAGAUUUUAAUGGAGGAAGGAUUGGUUGGUUUUAGUAGGGGAAUGGGGCCUAGACUUGUUCAUAGUGCUUGUUUUUCUGCAAUUGGUUAUUUUGCAUUUGAGACUGCUAGACUUGCUAUUCUAGACCAGUAUUUAAAGCUUCAAAAUCAUCAGUCGUCUAAAGAUAAGGACAUUCUUUUUGAUGGUUCUUAA